AUGGCGAGCGCUGGGGCAGCUGCUGUUCUUGCUGUUGUGGUUUUGGCUUGUGCACUGGGAGCCAGAGCUGAUGGUUCUGAUCACAAGUACAAGGAAGGGAUCAUGUUCCGCUCUACGCCAACAAGGUCGGGCCUUUCCACAAUCCAAGUGAGACGUUACAGGUACUAUGAUCUACCCUUUUGUGCACCAGAACAUCCAAAGGACAAAAAGGAAGCUCUUGGCGAGGUUCUAAAUGGUGACCGUUGGUUGAUGCCCCAUAUGAGUUGGACUUCAAGGAAGACAGGAACUCCAAGGUUCUCUGCAAGAAAGUAUUGUCAAAAGAGCAAGUUGCCAACCUCCGGGAUGCAGUUGCCAAGGAUUACUACUUCCAGAUAUAUUCCUUUUGAGAAAAGAAUGGAUAAGUACUCCAAGUCUUCCUCUAUGCCACAACAUCUAGAGAUCCAUUGGUUUUCCAUAAUUAACUCGUGUGUUACUGUACUCCUCCUGACUGGUUUCCUGGCUACAAUCUUGAUGCGUGUUCUCAAGAACGAUUUCAUCAAGUAUUCUCAUGAAGAUGAGUCCCUUGAAGACCAAGAGGAGACUGGAUGGAAGUAUAUUCAUGGUGAUGUCUUCCGUUUCCCCAAACAGAAGUCCGUUUUUGCAGCACUUAUUGGAUCUGGAACUCAGCUUCUUGCCCUUGCGAUUUUCAUCUUCCUCCUCGCUCUUGUUGGUGUCUUUUAUCCAUACAACCGGGGAGCUCUUUUUACUGCCCUUGUUGUCAUCUAUGCUCUUACAUCCGGUAUUGCUGGAUACACAGCCACUUCUUUCUAUCUGCAACUGGAGGGAACAAACUGGGUUAGGAAUCUAAUAUUGACUGGCUGCUUAUUCUGUGGACCUCUCUUCUUGACAUUCUGUUUCCUAAAUACAGUUGCAAUAGCGUACAGUGCUACAGCAGCUUUGCCUUUUGGCACUAUUAUUGUUAUUAUCCUCAUCUGGGCACUUGUAACCUCUCCUCUCCUUGUGUUGGGUGGUAUAGCCGGGAAAAAUAGUAAUACAGAAUUCCAAUCCCCCUGUCAAGACAACCAAGUACCCAGGGAAAUCCUCAGCUUCCAUGCCUUUGUCACAGUGGCACUUACGUACUUCCAGCUUGCUGUUGAGGAUCAUGAGUGGUGGUGGAGAUCUGUCCUGUGUGGAGGCUCCACGGGCAUAUUCAUCUUCUUCUACUGCAUCUACUACUACCAUGCGCGGUCCGACAUGUCAGGCUUCAUGCAGACAUCCUUCUUCUUCGGCUACAUGACCUGCGUCUGCUACGGCUUCUUCCUCAUGCUGGGCACCGUUGGUUUCCGCGCAUCGCUUCUUCUUCGUGCGGCAUCUACCGCUCCAUCAAGUGCGAGUAAACAUUGGCUGUUGCUAGAUGUGCUCACGUGGUCCAACAUGUCCAUGGAUGCUGUUUGGGUGGCUUCAGAUCCGAAUGGAGAAACCGUGACCAGUUGGAUUGUGCCUGAAUUAUGCCCAAGCGCCAGCAUGCCCCUCAAUCUGAACCUCUUCGCCUUUAGCCUUUAUAGCCUUUAUAUGUUGGAGCUCCCGGAAAGGAGGAUGUAUGUAGUGUAG
Miscanthus lutarioriparius is the source of this 1590-nucleotide messenger RNA. The record is from the annotation of a GenBank genome assembly. Lineage: Eukaryota; Viridiplantae; Streptophyta; Magnoliopsida; Poales; Poaceae.